UUAAUAUAAUCAACCAAAUAAUAAUUAUUGCUUAAUUAGAAGCUUCACAUAAUCCCCACUUGUCUUCACAUUGUUGCAAUUGAUUGUGCAGUCUCAUUGAAUAUCCGCAGAUUAAAAUAGUUAAUAGAACCUUGGAUUAAUAGGUGAAGUAUAUUGAUCAUGAAGGAAAUUGAACGGAAGCAGGGUCUAAACACUAAGCAAGCAAAACGUGCGGUAAAGACGGAGAAAAAAGAAUACAAACAGCAGGAAAAGAGUACUGGCAAAACAUCGAAAGCAAAAGAGACUGAUCAUAAAGCUUCACUUCCUAGACCAGAGUCCAGUGUCUUAGUAAGUGACCCAAACACGGGCACAGAGCCCAUUGAAGUUUAUGAAAAUGUGGUUAUAGAUUAUGUCGAUGAUGUCUACAAGUCGGAGGAAGCAACUCAGCAACCAAAAUCACGUAAAAUGGUUGACAAACAUGGCAAGGAUAAAAUCAAUGAUCGUUCUAGUGAUAUGGAGAGUGAACCCAAAGAGGGAGUGGAAGAGGAAUCAGAUGUUGAGACGAUAAAUGAUUCAGUUUCAUCUCAAGGAGAUCCACUAAUAGCUGAAGAUGAAAAUGUAGAAAGAGCUUUGGCUGUAAAGGUCUCUAGAAAGCUUGCAAAAACUGAAGGGAAUAAUUCUUCCCAGGUACAACGAGCUAAAUCUGAUCAGAAAGCAAACAAAUCACAGAGUAAGGCAUCAAAAAGUACAGCAAGCAAAGCCAAAGCACCUAAAAAGGAUCCAUCUAAAAUGACAUCCAAGAGUGUCAAUGAUAACUCUAAAAAUAUGAAAGUCCAUCCCAAAUCUCUAUCAGAUUCCUCAGAAGAAGGUGAUGAAAAACUUGUUAAAGAGGUAGAACAAGCAGACAUUUUGGAUGGGACUUCAGUUAGUGCUCAAAGUAUUGGAAGUGAUGAUGAAACAGUCAACACCGAGGAUAACUGUGAGCAAGAACAUAAAGCAGUUUUAGAACAAAAGAUUGGAGAAAUGGAAUCAAGGCUUGAGAAACUUGAGGAAGAGUUGAGAGAAGUUGCUGCCCUUGAAAUUGCUCUUUACUCUGUGGUAUCUGAGCAUGGAAGUUCUGCACAUAAGCUGCACACACCUGCCAGGCGCCUUUCUAGACUCUAUCUUCAUGCAUGUAAAUACUGGUCUCAAGACAAACGAGCUACAGUUGCUAAAAACACUGUUUCCGGCCUUGUAUUAGUGGCCAAGUCAUGUGGUAACGAUGUGGCAAGGUUAACAUUUUGGCUGUCAAAUGCUGUUGUUCUGAGGGUAAUCAUUUCUCAAGCAUUUGGAAGUUCCUGUAGCUCAAGCUCAUUGGUAACAACUAUCGAGCCAAAUAGAAGAGGAAACAAAACUGAAUCAAAGGUUUCCUCUUUAAAAUGGAAGACACAUCCAGGAAGCAAACAGUCAAGUAAGAAUGACCUCUUGAAGUUGUUUGAUGAUUGGCAAGAAACAAGAACUUUUACAGUUGCUUUAGAGAGAGUAGAAUCCUGGAUUUUCUCGCGGAUCGUUGAAUCAAUAUGGUGGCAGACCUUCACUCCCAAUAUGCAAUCUCCUACGGAUGAUCCAAUGACAAGCAAAUCUGUUGGGAGGUUAUUAGGGCCUGCUUUGGGUGACCAGCAGCAAGGGAACUUCUCCAUUAACCUAUGGAAGCAUGCUUUCCAGGAGGCUUUGAAGAGACUAUGUCCUGUACGAGCUGGAAGCCAUGAAUGUGGUUGCUUGCCUGUUUUGGCUAGAAGAGUGGUUGAACACUGUGUUGCCAGACUGGAUAUUGCUAUUUUCAAUGCAAUUCUUCGUGAGUCAGCUCAUGAGAUCCCAACUGAUCCCAUAUCUGAUCCAAUAGUUGACUCCAAGGUGUUGCCUAUUCCAGCCGGAGAGUUGAGUUUUGGGUCCGGUGCACAACUGAAAAACUCUGUGGGAAAUUGGUCAAGAUGUCUUACUGAUUUGUUCGGUAUGGACGCUGAAGAUUCUGGGAAGAAUGAUGUUGACGGCUCUGGAGAUGAUCAUAGAAAAGGUGGAAAUCAACUAGAACAUUUCUAUCUUCUCAAUUCCUUAAGUGAUCUUCUCAUGCUUCCCAAAGACAUGCUCAUGGACCGCACGAUCAGAAUGGAGGUAUGCCCAUCUAUCAGUCUUCCAUUGGUUAAGCGAAUACUCUGCAACUUCUCUCCAGAUGAGUUUUGUCCUGAUCCUGUCCCUGGUGCUGUAUUAGAAGCUCUCAAUGCUGAGUGCAUCAUAGCACGUCGAUUAUCAGGAGGAUACUCUUCAAGCAGCUUCCCGUACCCUGCGGCCCCAGUUGUAUAUACACCUCCUGUUGCUGUGGACGUUGCAGAAAAAGUUGCAGAAAUUGAGGGGAAGUCUCACCUAUCUCGAAGUGCUUCUGCUAUACAAAGGAAGGGAUACACAAGCGAUGAGGAACUGGAGGAAAUAAAUUCUCCUCUUGCAUGUAUUAUUGAUAAAAUGGCAUCAUCACCAGCUUCUACAGAAAAUGGAAAAGAUAAAGAGAAGGAAGAAAGAGGUUCGAUUGGAUCAAAUACGAGGUAUGGACUUCUUCGUGAGGUUUGGAAGGCAGCAUAAUUGAGAGGACUUUGAAUUAUACAUACUUGUGAAUUUUCAUGUUAUAGAGGAAGAGAAGAAGUGGAAAUGAAUUUCAGUAGAUAGUGUUGAGAGCUUUACAUGUUCCAAUUCAUAAUUAAGGAAGCUUAUGUGUAUAUUGAAAUCCAUAUCUGAGAAAAAGUAAAGAAAGAAUUUGAUUGUUUUCUUGCAAAGUAAGUGAAAAGUUGUUUUGUGUUUGGAUUGGAUGAGACUCAAAUUGUAUAAGCAGUUAAAACCUAUGGAUAAAGGGCUGGUUUUUGCAAGUUA
Molecule: messenger RNA, 2877 nt
Organism: Solanum pennellii
Lineage: Eukaryota; Viridiplantae; Streptophyta; Magnoliopsida; Solanales; Solanaceae
Exons: 8
Coding region: 160-2592 (810 amino acids)
Cellular component (GO): nuclear pore
Source: RefSeq, a predicted model, not a curated record